Messenger RNA from Mandrillus leucophaeus (drill), 1483 nucleotides. RefSeq names its product golgin subfamily A member 6A-like. Bases 35 to 1483 code for a protein of 482 amino acids. The transcript has 14 exons. The record is from RefSeq and is a predicted model, not a curated record. Gene Ontology annotation, cellular component: Golgi apparatus; cis-Golgi network; Golgi cisterna membrane. Gene Ontology annotation, biological process: spindle assembly; Golgi organization. Lineage: Eukaryota; Metazoa; Chordata; Mammalia; Primates; Cercopithecidae.
CAGCCGCCUGGUAGGUGACUGGAGGUGUUCGCUGAUGUGGCCCCAACCCUGCCUCCCUCCCCACCCCAUGAUGUUAGACGAGACUCAACGGAGUCAAUUGGCAGCAGCCAAGAAAAAGCUAAAAGAAUAUCAGCAGAGGAACAGCCCUGCUGUUCCGGCAGGAGCGAAGACAAAAAAGAAGAAAACUGGCGGUAGCCCUGAGACAACCACUUCUGGUGGUUGCCACUCACCUGGGGAUAGCCGGAAUCAAGAACUGGAAGUAGCCCCGGACUCAAGGUCCGCAACAAUCAGUCAACUCUAUGAAAACAUAGAAUCACUGAAACAACAGAAGAAACAAGUGGAACGUCAGCUGGAAGAAGAAAAGAAAGCAAAUAAUGAAAUACACAAAGCACAGAUGGAGCAGUUAGAGACAAUCAACAUCCUCACGCUGGAAAAGGCAGACUUGAAGACCACCCUUUACCAUACUAAACGUGCCGCCAGACACUUCGAAGAAGGCAACAUUAGGUUAGAGAUCAUCAGAAAUAUAAAAUUUGAAAAUUCCUCGAGCCGCAGUGAAGCAGUCCUCCAGCGGCAGUUACAGCAGACCAGAAAGGAGCGGGCGCUGCUGAACGCACACGUGACACAGGUGACAGAGUCACUUAAACAAGUCCAGCUGGAGAGAGAGGAAUAUGCUCAACAUAUAACAGGAGAGAGGGCCCGGUGGCAGGAGAGGAUGCGGAAAAUGUCGAUGGAGGCUCACGCAUUGAAGGAGGAGAAGAAGCGUGACAUACAUCGGAUACAGGAGCUGGAGAGGAGCUUGUCCGAACUCAAAAACCAGAUGGCUGAGCCCCUGUCCCUGGUGGACCCAGCAGGGACCUCUGAGGUGGAACAGCUACAAGAUGAGGCCAAACACCUGAGGAAGGAGGCGGAAAGUCUGGAGGGAAAGCUCCAAUUCCAGAUGGAAAGCAAUCAAGCCUUGAGUCUCGUGAGCAAGGAACAAAAGCAGACGCUCCAGGAGCAGGAGGAGAGGCUCCAAGAGCAGGAAGAGAGGAGGUUGCGGGAGGAGGAGAGACUGUGUGAGCAAAAGGAGAGGCUUCGGGAGAAGCAGAAGAGGCUGGGGGAGCAGGGUGAGAGGCUGCGAAAGCAGGAGGAGAGGCUGCGAAAGGAGGAGGAGAGAUUACAAAAGCAGGAAGACAGGCUGUGGGAGAAGGAGGAGAGGCUGCGAAAACAGGAGGAGAGGCUGCGAAUGCAGGAGGAGAGGCUCGCGCUCUCCCAGAACCACAAGUUCAACAAGCAACUGGCUGAGCCACAAUGUGACUUGGAGGAUCUGAACAACAAGAAUAAGAGCGCAUUGCAGUUGGAACAGCAAAUAAAGGAGCUGCAGGAGAAGCUGAGCGAGGUGAAUGAGACGAGUGCUGGCUGCCCCACGGGCUCCCUCCAGACUGAGCUCAUGGCCCUGCACUCUAGUGACCAGAGCCAGCUUCACAGCAUAAGAGCCAUCUAA